UUAUUUAGAUUUUUUCAAAUCCAGAUUAUAGUGUUCACAUAGUUAAAACACAUUUCAUAAUUUUAAAAGUAUUAGGUUUAGUAAUAUAUUCACAGAGACCCUUACUUAUUUUAACAGUGAACAAACAUGACAAACUCGCAGAAAAAUUACAAUGCAUCUGAGGAACUUGACAUAACACCUCACUCGACGUCAACUAGACCAAAUUUGAAGGGAGACCGGUUAAACGUAUUUUUAUUAAUAUUAUUAUACAUAAUGCAAGGGAUUCCUUUUGGAUUUUCGAUUUCAGCUCUACCAAUAAUUCUGCAAAGCAAAAAAGUUGUAACUUAUGGAGAACAGGCAUUAUUAAGUUACAUACUAUGGCCAUAUAGCCUAAAAUUACUUUGGGCUCCUUUAGUAGACGUUCACUAUAUACAAUGUAUAGGUAAAAGAAAAUCUUGGCUUCUGUCAGUUCAAUACUUAACGGGAGUGUUUUUACUUUAUGCGGCGAAUAAUAUCAAUGACUGGAUACCCGAAAAAGGAAAACCCAACAUAUUAAUAUUAACGUGCGUUUUCUUCGUUCUCAAUCUGCUGGUUUCGACGCAGAAUAUAGUCGUUGACAGUUGGGCACUGACGAUGUUGAAAAAGGCCAAUGUGGGUUUUUCGUCUGUAUGCAGUUCUUCGGGUUUUGCAAUUGGCGUAAUGUUAGGUUCCGUGAUUCCCGUUCUGUUAACGUCCGAAGACUUUUGUAACAAACAUUUACGAUUCACACCCGGAAUGGGAGGUAUUAUGACUCUCGAAAGUAUAUUAUUUACUUGUGGAAUUUUAUUCAUAUUAGUAGCAACUUUAAUUGCUAUAUUUAAAAAAGAAAAAGAUGAUAGAUCGGAAGGUAAUCAUUCACAACCACGCGUUACUAAUAGUUACAAAUUGCUUUGGGAUAUUGUAAAGCUACCUAAUAUUCGUGUAUUAUUGAUAGCAUUACUAACAAUGAAGGUAGGAUUUUCUGCGAUGAGGAAUUCUUUAGUUUAUUUGAAACUUGUUGAUGUCGGCAUACCCAAAGAUGAUAUAAUGAUACUCACCACAGCAAUGUUUGCAGUAAAAAUUGUUACGCCAUUCGCUGUAUCCAAGUAUACUUCGGGUCCAAAACCGAUGAGUGUGUGUUUAAAGUCGAUGCCAAUCAAACUAAUUUGGAGCCUUACAUACAUUGCUUUCAUUCAUUUUACGCCAAUGAUUAUAUACCGUAAUGGAGUAUUGAAUGUACCAAUAUAUUACUAUAUAAUUUUAGGAUUUUUAAAUGCAAUAAGUGAAGCACUAUCUUAUAUAAUGCUUGUAGCCAUAACAGCAUUUUUCUCACGAAUAAGUGACUAUCGGUUUGGUGGAACAUAUAUGACAUUGUUGAACACGGUUUCAAAUUUUGGAAUGACCUAUUCAUCAUCUAUAGGACUAAAAUUCAUCGACUUUUUAACGUUUAAAAAGUGUUCAAACGAUUCUGAGAAUAAUUGUUCUACAUCGGAUUUAAAAAACACAUGUGACACAAAUGGUGGUAAUUGCCUUGUAACUAUUGACGGUUACUAUGUAGAAAUCAUCAUAUGUGUGGUCAUCGGCUUCAUUUGGUACUGGAUGUUUAAAAAUACGUUAAAAAGUUUUCAAACCAAAAGUUCUUCUUACUGGAUGGUGUAUGUUGACCAAAAAAGUGAACAAAAUGAUGAUAUUGCAGUUGAUUUUUCGUCUAAGUGAAUUCCAAAACUAUUAUUCUGCGACAUUAAAUAACAUAUAGUUUUAGAAAAAUCAUUUUGAUUGAGUUACUUAAAUUCUUGAGACAAACACGUUAAACUGUAAAACUAAUGAUUAAGAUUUAUUACUGUUAUAAUUAAUUGUAUCAAACCAACCAAUCAAAAAGUUAGAUGAUUUUAUUUGAUGGUCAUUCUUAUAAUGUAAUCUUAAUAUAAGUAUUGAUGUGAAUAAUA
This is a messenger RNA of Aphis gossypii (cotton aphid), 1943 nucleotides long. Its product is annotated as acetyl-coenzyme A transporter 1-like. The transcript has 9 exons. Lineage: Eukaryota; Metazoa; Arthropoda; Insecta; Hemiptera; Aphididae. The record is from RefSeq and is a predicted model, not a curated record. Gene Ontology annotation, molecular function: acetyl-CoA transmembrane transporter activity. The coding region runs from base 127 to 1713 and encodes 528 amino acids. Gene Ontology annotation, cellular component: membrane.